CUCUUCUUUAUGAGGGCUGCGAAGACACAGAACUCUGGAGGCUUUUUGAAUCAGGCUGUAACGUUCCUCUCAACUCGUCGAGUCGGCUUUUGUGCUUCUCCGUUCAUCGUUUAGCGUCUGUUUUUGUACAACCCUUUGUGCUAUCAUUUGAAGAGGUUUUGAUAUAGUAGGAUGAAGCUAUUUUGGAUGGGGGUCAUUCCUACAAGGAGAACUCGGUUUGUGCUUUUGAGUUUUGUUUUGAAUCUGUUAUUUCCUUGCAACUCCAGCCCAGACCUGAGCCUGCAAUGUCGAAUGAUACCCAAUACUAUGCCUGUGCUGGAGAAAAAGGGGGACAUCAUUUUGGGGGGCCUCUUUUCCCUUCAUGACAUGGUGGAGGAGCAAAGUUUGCCUUUCACCUCCCACCCUCCUAAAAGUAAAUGCACCAGAUUCAAUUUCCGAACUUUCCGCUGGAUGCAAACUAUGAUCUUUGCAAUCGAAGAGGUCAACAAGGAGGGGAAGCUUCUUCCGAACAUCACAGUCGGAUACAAGAUCUAUGAUUCAUGCAGCACACCGCAUCAGGCGUUGAAGGCUGCCAUGGAACUAAUGGGGGGUGAGAAGAGCUCAGAGGUUGGAGAAAAGACUCAGAGGAAUAGCACUUGCAAUGAAAGCGUGCCGCUGGUGAUAGGAGACGGAGGCUCCACUCAGUCUCUCGUUGUGGCUCGUUUCCUUGGCGUCUUCACCGUGCCACAAAUCAGCUAUUUCUCCAGCUGUGCCUGUCUGAGUGACAAAAAGCAGUUUCCUGCCUUCCUAAGGACCAUGCCGAGUGACUUCUUCCAGGUAGACGCUCUGGUUCAGCUCGUUAAACAUUUUGGCUGGACGUGGGUUGGUGUGAUUGCAGGUGAUGAUGCCUACGGUCGUGGCGGGGCAAACAUUUUUGCUAAUGAGGUGGGUCAAUCAGUUAUGAAUACAAGUAUGAAUAUUUUGUUUUGCGAGCUAAUGUUAAAAUAUAGCUCACUAUGGAUCUUGUGGGGUUUUUUUUUCUUCUCUCAGGUCACAAAUUUGGGUGUUUGUAUUGCCUUUCAUAGGAUUAUCCCUAAGAACAGACAGCAGGCGGAAAUUUUAUCCAUCAUUUCCGUCAUCCGCCUGUCUGGGGCAAAGGUGAUUCUCGUAUUUGCUGUGGAACAAGAUGCGGCGGCGUUGUUUGACGAAGUACAAAGAAGCGAGCUCACUGGGAUACAGUGGUUAGCCAGUGAAGCUUGGAGCACAGCAGCUGUACUUUCCACCCCCGAAAAGUACCACCACAUCCUCCAGGGUACGGUUGGCUUUGCCAUUCAGCAGGCAAACAUUCCGGGAUUGCGAGACUUUCUGCUUCGCUUGAAUCCGUCAAGAUCGGAUGGCCAGACGGAUCCCUUCCUUGUGUCCUUCUGGGAAGAGGUGUUUCAGUGCAGCCUGGGUGUUCAAACUGAAAGUCGGGAAAAGGAAGGUGAAAGUAAGCCUCCAUGCUCUGGAAAGGAAGACCUUGGGAAUGUGACGAAUAUCUAUUCGGAUGUAUCACAGCUGAGGAUUUCCUACAACGUCUAUAAAGCGGUGUAUGCUGUCGCCUAUGCUCUUAAGGCAAUGAAAAGCUGUGUGAAAGGAGAAGGACCUUUUUUUCAGAGGUCUUGUGCAGAUCCAGAUGUUAUUCAGCCUUGGCAGCUACUUCAUUACCUAAAGCAAGUGCAGUACUUGAAUUCAUUUGCAAGUGAAAUUAAAUUCGACGAGAAUGGCGACCCUGCAGCCAUGUACGAUCUCGUUAACUGGCAGAUGAAUCCAAAUGGGAAAAUUGAGUUCAUCAACAUUGGCAAAUUUGAUGGCAUGACCGGAGACAUUAAACAAAAACUUUACAUCCAUGAAGACAUCAUUUUGUGGAAUGGCAACCGAACCAGGGUUCCCUCAUCAGUAUGUAGCACUAUUUGUCCUCCAGGCACACGGAAGGCGAUGAGACCCAGCUUUCCUGUUUGCUGCUAUGACUGUGUGGCUUGUACAGCGGGGAAGAUCAGCAAUCUCUCUGACGCCAUAGAGUGUGCACAGUGCCCACCGGAGUUCUGGUCCAAUGCUGAAAGGACCGCGUGCAUCCCCAAACGGGUGGAGUUCCUCUCCUUUAGAGACACCAUGGGCAUCACCCUGGUUGCCAUUUCUUUCAUCGGCUCGUUCAGCACUUGCAUUGUGGUCCUGAUAUUUUUCUGCAAUAGAACCACACCCAUUGUCAGAGCUAACAACUCGGCGCUGAGCUUCCUGUUGCUCCUAUCCUUGACUCUAUGUUUCUUGUGUUCUCUGACCUUUAUUGGCCAGCCAUCCAAGUGGUCCUGCAUGCUGCGCCACACAGCGUUUGGGAUCAGCUUUGUGCUCUGUAUCUCCUGCAUCCUAGGGAAGACAUUAGUGGUGCUGGUAGCCUUCAAUGCAAAACUUCCAGGCAGCAAUGUCAUUAAAUGGUUUGGACCCUCACAGCAAAAAGCAAUCAUCGCUAUUUGUACCGUAACCCAGGUCCUUAUUUGUACUGUGUGGCUGCUCGUUGCGCCCCCUGCUCCACGCCAACUGAUGCCACGUGAGGAAGACUUUAUCAUUCUCUUAUGUGACGAAGGCUCAUACAUUGCAUUCGCUUUGGUGCUGAGCUACAUCGGGCUCCUGGCGGUCCUCUGUCUUUUCUUGGCCUUCCUGGCCAGGAAGCUUCCCGACAGCUUCAACGAGGCUAGACUCAUCACUUUCAGUAUGCUGAUAUUCUGUGCCGUUUGGAUAGCAUUUAUUCCCGCCUACAUCAGCUCUCCGGGGAAGUACGCAACAGUCACAGAAGUGUUUGCAAUCCUGGCCUCCAGUUAUGGACUGCUGGGUUGCAUCUUUGCCCCAAAGUGUUACAUGAUCCUGCUCAGGCCAGAAAAGAACACAAGGAAACACUUGAUGUCCAAAGCUCCCUCUAGCAAAUUUUAGAUUUUAAACAUCUCGUUUCAUCUCCUAGCCCUAAAAAAAAAAAGAAAAGAAAAGAAAGUGCUUGUGGAUAUAUUUUGCCACCAGAUGGUAGCAGUGAGCUAUUAAGAUCAAUUUAAGCUCUGGCUUAGAAAAAUAAAACCAGGAAUUUCCUUC
Messenger RNA from Xiphophorus hellerii (green swordtail), 3096 nucleotides. RefSeq names its product extracellular calcium-sensing receptor-like. Bases 172 to 2943 code for a protein of 923 amino acids. Gene Ontology annotation, biological process: G protein-coupled receptor signaling pathway. The transcript is spliced from 9 exons. Lineage: Eukaryota; Metazoa; Chordata; Actinopteri; Cyprinodontiformes; Poeciliidae. Gene Ontology annotation, cellular component: plasma membrane. The record is from RefSeq and is a predicted model, not a curated record. Gene Ontology annotation, molecular function: G protein-coupled receptor activity.